This is a messenger RNA of Coregonus sp. 'balchen', 6581 nucleotides long. Lineage: Eukaryota; Metazoa; Chordata; Actinopteri; Salmoniformes; Salmonidae. The record is from the annotation of a GenBank genome assembly.
GUGACGUCAAAAAGAUCCCCUCCCCCACGAGAGGCCUUUCUGUUCCUCAUCUGAUCAGCUGACUUGAAUGUGAUGCUGUUGGAAAGACCUUCUAGUAUUACGAUUUGAUUGGCAAUUAUGAAUAUUAAACCUUCGGAAUUGUACGGUAGUAAUUGAUUAGUGUUCGAAUCGUUUUGUCAUUAGAUCUCAGGUAAGAAAUGUGAAAACUGUCAUUUGUUUUUUUGACUGUAAAUCUGCUCGAUAUCAUGUGACACUAGCUAGCUAGCUAUGGGUCAUGUUUCAAUGAACAGAGAAUGUCACUUGCAGGAACGUUAGUGAGGUUUAGCUAACGUUAGCAACUUUUAAGGUAAAGAAGACAAAUAUCCUUUAUCUUGCAUGCUUGCUAGCUAACCAGAUAUCAGCAGCACGUAAAUAAGACAGGUUUGGGGAGACAGAGAUUGAUUAAAUAGCAGUCAAUGUUGUCUUCCUAGCAUUUAUCUACUGAUGUGUCAACAUGAAAUGGAGAAUAACGUUGCUAUUGAUAAUACUGUACUACAAAUUAAGUCCUGUUGAACAAGUGAAAAUGUUUGUUCUUGUUUUACAGCACCCAUCUCUGUGCAUUCCGUUGUGAGCCUGUAGUGAUCAGUGUGUAGCUGUAGCCAUGACAGAGUUCUGGUUGAUCUCAGCUCCUGGAGAGAAGACAUGCCAGCAGACAUGGGACCAGAUGAUGGUGGCCACCACGCGCAACAACAACCUGUCCACCAACAACAAGUUCAACAUCCCAGACCUCAAGGUUAGCAUGCAGCAGUAGCCAUAGAUAGUAGCUACUACAUUACCAUACUAACUUAUAGGGCUGGGUGAUAUAUCAUGAAUACCAGUACAGAGCCACAUACCGGUAUGGAUUAUUAUUAUUUUAAAUAAAAAGUUACUACUUCACUAUCAGUUUCUCCUAGUUUGGUUGAGUAUAAAAUAAUCAGAAUGGAGAAAGCCAAAUAAACACUUAGAAUUAGAAAAUGAUGAAUGAAAAUGGCCAUAUCGCCCAGCCCAACUAACUUAUACUGAACAAAAAUAUAAACGCAGCAUGUAAAGUGUUGGUCCCAUGUUUCAUGAGCUGAAAUAAAAGAUCACAGAAAUGUUCCAUAUGCACAAAAUGCUUAUUUCUCUCAAAUUUGGUGUACAAAUUGGUUUACAACCCUGUUAGUGAGCAUUUCUCCUUUACCAAGAUAUAAUCCAUCCACCUGACAGGUGUGGCAUAUCAAGAAGCUGAUUAAACAGCAUGAUCAUUACACAGGUGCACCUUGUGCUGGGGACAACAAAAGGCCACUCUAAAAUGUGAAUGUCUUUCACAACACAAUGCCACAGAUGUCUCAAGUUUUGAGGGAGCGUGCAAUUGGCAUGCUGACUGCAGGAAUGUCCAACAGAGCUGUUGCAGAGAAUUUAAUGUUAAUUUCUGAACCAUAAGCUGCCUUUUUAGAGAAUUUGGCAGUACAUCCAACCGCCCUCACAACUGCAGACCACGUGUAACCACACCAGCCCAGGACCUCCACAUCCGGCUUCUUCACCUGCAGGAUCAUCUGAGGAGGGGGAGGGGGUGUGCUGAGGAGUAUUUCUGUCUUUAGAAAAACUCACUCUGAUUGGCUGGGCCUAGCUCCCCAGUGGGUGGGCCUGGCUCCCAAGUGGGUGGGCCUACAUCCCUCCCAGGCCCACCCAUGGCUGCGCCCCUGCCCAGUCAUGUGAAAUCCAUAGAUUAGGGCCUAAUGAAUUUAUUUCAGUUGACUGAUUUCCUUAUAUGAACUGUAACUCAGUAAAGUCUUUGAAAUUGUUGCAUGUUGCGUUUUAUAUUUUUGUUCAGUAUACUUACUAGCUCCUCUACAUUCCUAUGUGAAACAAGGCUUCCACAAAACGUUGCCAUAGUGUAUUCACAAGUGAAAUCAUCUUCCUUGUAUUACUCCAAAAGUAACUAUAGAGAAAUAAGUAUUGUCCGUUCACUGCUCCCAAUAAGUGAUCUGUUAAUAAUGGUAUGGGUCAAAGCUUUCUCAUUUCAUUACUCCAGAAGUGCCAUCCAUCCUUAUAGGAUGGUUGAUGGUUAUCCUCUGUGACCCUACUGACACUGUGUGUCACAUUGGGUGGACGGCACCCCACGGUUCUCCUGGAACUGUUUGCAACGCAUGAAGGGGUCCCAACCAAAGCGGCGCCAUCCAAAGCACACGGGCCCCUGAAUGUCACUGUUGGGUGACUGACUUUCAAAACAAAACGCAGGCAGGCAGCACAACCAAACCCCCUAACCUCAGGACUCUCAUCCAGUCUUUGCCCUAGUUUGAGUUUGCCCUAGUUUGAUCAAAGUCCUCUGGCAUCAAGCCAAUGAAACCAAUGGGCUCACCCCGCUUAUAGAAUAGGCUUGCCCCGCUAUAUGAGGGUAGGGGAAACACUGCUCUAAUCAAAGCUCUGACAUGUUUGGUCCUUUUUGCGUUAACAGGUGGGGACGCUAGAUGUGUUAGUUGGGCUGUCGGAUGACCUGGCCAAACUGGACUCCUUUAUUGAAGGGUAGGCUUUUUACUACACUGCAAUUUCCCCUUUGAACAUUAUGAUCACUGUACAAAAUAUCAAAUUCCUUACUAUUUAUACAGCUUGUCCAUUGUGAAUGUGUUGUGAUAGACAUAUUAUUUUUGUCAAAGUGCCUCUCAAACCAAUGUGAGUCUGUGAUGUCUUCAGAGUCCAGUCAGUUCUCUAAUCCCUCUGUGGCCCUAACCUUGCUACAGUGAGGAAUUUCACACAGACGUGAUGCUAGCAGGCCUACAGACUAAAGUUAGCAAUUUACAGUUUGGUGACAGACCAGCAUCUCUUUACUCAGUCAUAUUUAUCCCUCAUGACUUGUGUGCUACUGUUGGUUUGAAGUUAUUUAUAAUCCUUGGAAAACCUUGACGUCCAAAAAUUCACACGUUCUUCCUGUGUAGACAUUGACUCUCAAAAAAUGCCAACAUUAGCAACCCAAUUACCUCUCAUAGGGCAAUAGCAGCCUUGUUUUGGAACUUGUCUGUAGGAAAUUUGAAGAUGAGAAAGCUCAUGCCAAAGUAACACCUUUACAGACUGAUUUUGGAUUUGCUUAAUCUGACAGCGUUUUUAGGUGUCAGUUGUCUAGACAAACAAGCCUAAGGCUUAUUGACAUCAACCAUACUGUCAUUGCAUGGAAUAGAGUUUUUUUUCCAUCAGCCACUGAUCACACCAAUUGGAUUGUAAGCAUAUCAAGUAUUAUCCGCAUAAUUUUGGCUCAGGGGAAGGCAACUACAGUGCUAAACAACAAAAUAGUUACAAUCUAUUUCUGUGAAUAAUAAGUGUUGAAUAACAGUUGUUAGUCUGGUGCUGUAGACUAUAGAUAGAUGAACACUCAUACCCAGCCCAAUGAACAGUCUGCUUAGACUUUGAUGUCUUGAGCAGAGUGCUAUAUGAAAGCAUGGUAUAUUCCCCUUUUGAUGUGAGGGCUUGCUGACUGCGGCCUGAUUGUGUGAAUGUCUCCUGGCUGUUCACAGUGUGGUGAAGAAGGUGUCUCAGUACAUGGCUGAUGUGUUGGAGGACAGCCGAGACAAAGUCCAGGAGAACCUGCUGGCCAACGGAGGUACUUAUCAUCACAUACAAGUUACUCAUAUGAAAACAAUGGAGGACAUUGGCGAUUAGCUAGUUAGUUAUCAUCACAUACAAAUGGCUCCUCUGGAAAAACAAUGAAUCCAGGAAGUGUGCUGCUACCUCUACUGUUCACAUUGAUUGACUAAGCAAUUAUCCUUUUUACCCUGUUGUUAAUACUAAAUACUAAAGAAAUACCAGCACAUUUAGAAAUGGUUGAUUAGAGUAUCUUGCAAUUAACCAUAAAGCCAUGCAUCAUAAUGUAAAAACAACAUUCUUACAAGUCCUGCCCAGAAUAACAAUGCCUUGAUUCCCCCUCCAGUGGAUCUGGUGACCUACAUCACACGGUUUCAGUGGGACAUGGCCAAGUACCCCAUCAAGCAGUCACUGAAGAACAUCUCUGAUAUCAUAUCCAAGGCAAGUCUUUCUCCCACCCUCCUCAUCUGAUUCUCUUGAUAAUUAGUUAGACGGAAACCCUUUUUUAUAACUGUCAGGUAGUCAUCAUUUUGAUAGCACAUGAAGGUAUAUAACUAUCAAUAAGUAAAUAAUAUUUGAAUGGUAUCAAUCAACUGUAUUUUCUCUACCUCUUGAGUAAAUCUGUUGUUGAACACUGUGCACAGUUUUUACAUGGGUUGUAUUCUGAGUACUUGACCUCUUCCUCUCUACAGCAAGUAAGCCAGAUUGACAACGACCUGAAGGCCAGAGCGUCUGCCUACAACAACCUGAAAGGGAACCUGCAGAAUCUGGAGAGGAAGAACGCGUGAGUCAAGUUUUGCUUGAGGGCAUUACUAUAUUUUCCACUGAAGCUAAUCUAUGUCUUCAGUGAGAAUGAUAUUUGAACCAGUGUUGUUGAGGAAAAGUCUUCCAAUGCAUAUUUGCUUUGUUCAGUUGUUUCUUUCAACAUUUGUUUACAUUAUCAUUAAUAUAUAAUACAAUACCAUGUUGUGUCUGUAGGGGGAGCCUGCUGACCAGGAGUCUGGCUGACAUUGUCAAGAAGGAGGACUUUGUGAUUGACUCAGAGUAUCUGAUCACUAUGCUGGUGGUUGUACCAAAGUAAGUACUACUUUUUUGCCAAUUUACAACAGUUUCAUAUUUCAUAGCAGGCCCAUUUUUUUAUAGCAGCUGUUUGCUAUCUAACAAUUCUGGAUGCUUCUAGGACAAGUUAUGCUGACUGGCAGAAGACCUAUGAAACGCUGUCUGAAAUGGUGGUACCCCGAUCCACUAAGUAAGUAUAUAGGAGAUUCAGAGCCCAUGGUGAAUGCAUGUUAAAAUAACUACUUCAGUAGUCUAUUCAAUCCAUGUCUUUCAUAUCUCUUUUAGUAUUUUCUGCUCAUGAAGUGGUUUCAUUGUGAGUCCAUCAUGCCUGUGUGACUGUGUUCUGCUUGUCCCAUUAUUACAGCCUGCUAUUUGAGGACCAUGACAGUGGUCUGUUCAGCGUCACCCUAUUCAGGAAGGCCAUCGAUGACUUCAGACACAAGGCCAGAGAGAACAAGUAAGACCCCCCCCCCCCCCCCCCACACACACACACACACUCUUCUCCAUAUGUAAUUGUCUUGCUGUUUCUUCUCCAUAUGUAAUUGUCUUGCUGUUUCUAUCAGGUACACAGUCAGGGACUUCCAGUACAACGAGCAGGAGAUGAAUGCGGACAAAGAGGAGAUGACACGUCUCUCCACAGACAAGAAGAAGCAGUUUGUAAGUCAUAUGACGGGGAAUGAUGCCUGACCAAGGUAUAUGUGACGGAAACAUUACACUGUAAAGAAAUGUUUCAUUGCAAGUACACUUAGUGUUCGGACAUCCCUGCGGGUAGGUGGGUGAAACUAUUGGACAGUACCAGCUACACAGUCGGGUGGAUGGAGCCUCUAACCCUAAGUGUUAUUUUCCCUCUGUCAGGGGCCACUGGUGCGAUGGCUGAAAGUGAACUUCAGUGAGGCCUUCAUCGCAUGGAUUCACAUCAAGGCUCUGAGGGUCUUUGUGGAGUCAGUCUUAAGGUAUGACGAUCACACUAUACUAACAGUUGUCCAAUUGUUAGAUGUUUGUAGUGCGUGACAAGAUGCUUGUAGUGACAAGAAGUCAAACCUGAAUAAAAAAACUAACAAAUAUAUCUCAAACUGACUGUGUGCUGUGCCUGCUGUUAGUGAUGUAACUGCUCUGCCCCUGCUCCCACAGAUAUGGGCUGCCUGUGAACUUCCAGGCCAUGCUGCUCCAGCCCAACAAGAAGAACAUGAAGAAACUGAGGGAGGUUCUCAAUGACCUAUACAAACACCUGGACAGCAGCGCUGCAGCUGUCAUCGAUGUGAGUAAUUAGACCUGAUAUAUACCCGUUGUGUCCAGAUGAAUACCUGUUGUAUCUUUGUAGUAACAAAUGUUGUGUAUUAAAAAUUCCGGUACAUUAGCUAAAUCAGAUUUUAUAUUGUCUGGUUCAGCAGACCUGUUAGACAACCACAUUAUCCCUGUCGUGUUAAUGUUAUUUACCGUGUAAGCUAAUGGUCUCUGUCAUGUUUCUUUAUUCCCUUGUAGUCUGCCAUGGAUAUCCCUGGUCUGAACCUGAGCCAGCAGGAGUACUACCCUUAUGUUUACUACAAGAUAGACUGCAACAUGCUGGACUUCAAAUAGAUUUUCACUGUACCUGACUCCUCUGUUCUGUCUUGUCUUUAUGCUUACCGACUAACUUGUGUUUUCCCGUAAAUCUUUCUCCCGGUUUUGCUCUUUUCCCCGUUCUCUGCUCUGCUAUCUGCUCUCCUCUCCUCUAAUCCUCCUCUCUUCUGCUUUGCUCAUGUCUGGGUGAUACUGUUUUUCCUUGCUCUCCUCAGAUGUGCAUGCUCAUUCCUUGUGGUUUAAAGCACUUAAAGUGACCCCUCCAUUUGUACAAACUGAGGACAAACAAUGGCUUGAUGUUAAUGUUGUUUGUUUUGUUUACAGAUUUUUUUUGAAAACUGCAUAAUCAAAGUACACUGUAUUUUAAGGCCCAGUGCAGUCAAAAACGU